CACUGGCUAAGUCAUUUUGAUUUGAAUCUACAUUAAAACACUCAAAUUGCAUCCCUGAGACUUAUUCAGGUCAGUCUUGUGAGGAGGAAGGAUUUGCACCUUUAAGGGCUCUGUGCCAAAUCCUCCACACAAGGCAGUCCAUUGGAAUGCACUUCCACUCAUGCACAUAAUGUCUGUUGACAACAUACCUGACCUCCUGAGGAAAAGUGGUACUUUCUUAUUACAACCCUAAGAGCUGCAAAAAGCAGACGACAUGAAACCCAGAUCUAUUCCAUCGAGGUUGUUUGACAGAAAUAUGUCAGUGGCGGAGACUCUGAACGUACGAGCGGCCAAAUAUCAACGACAUGUGGACUGUGCGGAUCUCCAAGAGAGUCCGCAUCCCUCUGGACCCGACGACAGCCGGCCAGAGGCGGACAACAGCAGACAAAAUGAGGGCCAGAGAGAAAUUCAUUUCGCAUUUCUGCCAGAGAGGUACGAGCCGCUGAUGGAUGACGAGGCACAAGUCAAGGCAAAAGAAGAGAAGAAGAAAAGGAAGAAAGAACAGUACAAAAAAGUGAAGAAGAAUGUUGGUAAGGCUCUUCGCGCCACCUGGAAGUGUCUGAUGCUCGGCCUGUACAAUUUCGCCCUCGGCUACUCCACUCCGAUCACAGUGGCCGCUACUUUCGUCCCCGACUUCCACCCAGGCCGAAACACGACCUGAGCCGAGCCACAUGAACCUCCUCCUCCAGUUUCUUUGCAUACUGCACUGUACAUAGCAGCGAACCCAUGGACACGGACCAAAGACUUUUAAUACCUAUUCAAUGUUUGUGCACUUGAUAUCACAUUUUUAUAGUUGUUUCCACAAGUUGUAAUCCAAAUGUGCUUUUCCUACUGUGACGUUGUUGAGCUUAUUGUUGACUGAAGAUCAAUCACAAGGUCCACAUUCACAGCUAAAAUUGCUUUCUUUACAUGUGUACUCCUUAAGCCUAAUACAGUAUUGCUCAUGCAUUUAUUAACCCUUAGUUCAGACACUGGAAAAACUAAUGUGCCUUUGUUCACAUGGAGAAUGUUUUGGGUUUUUCUUUUAAAUCGAGCUGGUGUUUGCAUGUGUGCAGAAGGAUCAUGUGGGAAUGAAUGUGGCAGGACAGGAAUAUUUACUGUAGCUGAGUCAGGGCAGAUAUUCAUACAGGCAACGAAAAAAAAGACUAUUAUUAAAGUAAAUCAGAGGUGAAAGGAUUUGGAAACACAGUGAGGAAUAAACUCCUUUCAGAGUGGAGCAACUGGACCACCGAUGUCAAAGGAUUCUCAGACUGAAUCGUAAUGGUGUGACUUUUGGUGUAGCCCUAAACAUUUCAGUGUUUGUGUACGUGUGUGAGUUUGUGGAGUUUUAAAGGUUGAGAAAGUCAUGGUGUUUGUAAGUUGGCAUGUGAUAAAAUGUAAAUAAAUUGUUACUGAUUUUA
Messenger RNA from Dicentrarchus labrax (European seabass), 1439 nucleotides. RefSeq lists its product as uncharacterized. The transcript is spliced from 2 exons. The coding region runs from base 254 to 700 and encodes 148 amino acids. The record is from RefSeq and is a predicted model, not a curated record. NCBI's taxonomy places the organism in Eukaryota, Metazoa, Chordata, Actinopteri, Moronidae.